AUGCACGCUGGGCUCCUGCCAAAUCGCGGCGUCGAGGAGCCGCUCGCUGCGAACGAAUCCCGCUCACGCGCCGAGACGACUCCUGGCACCGACGAGCACGUCAACGAGACCUGUGUACGCAACGCCGACACGACCCUCGGCGUCACCGAGUCGCUCGCAGCGACUGCAGCGCUCCGAUCACGCACUGCCGGCUCGACACUCGAAUUGUUGAGCCCUGCUAAGGCUUGCAGUCUGACGGCUGAGCUGCACCUCUGCAACACGUUCGGAUGUAUCUUGGCAAAUAACCACCCUGGCCUUCAUUUGUGUCCGGAGCCGGGGAAGCGCGGCCGCGAUGCCGCGCCGUCGCUGCCCGCACCGAAGAGGAGGCCGCCCGAGCCCUGUUCAACCCCGACCGACGGCUCCUCCGAGGAGGAGCGGCACCGACUCUCGGGCGUCCCGCCCCCCGAGCACCGACUCUCGGGCGAGUCCAGUUCCGACUCUGAGUACGACCUCAUCCCGCUGUCUCAGCGGCUCGCCUUCCGGCGCGGCGAGCAGCUAGCGAGCGCCGUCGCCACCAAGGGCGUCAGCGUGCACGAGCGCGGCGCCGGCUGGCAGCCGCAUGGCGGCGGCGUCGAGGCACCCGCGGCCGAGGCAGCGGCGGGCGCGGAGCUGGCAUGGCUACAGGCGGGCAGGAAUCUUCUCGACUUCGGCGGCAAGGUGUGGGAGGCGGUGGGAGAGACAGGUGAGGCGGCAACGGAGGCAACGGAGGCAGCAGACAUGCAGACGGAAGCCUCGGCUGGAGCCGGCGCCUCGUCUGCCGUGCAGGCUGACGCCGCCGCCGACGGCGCUUCUGCUGGCGCCUCCUCCUCCUCCUCUGCCGUCCCGAUCGACGCCGCCGCUGACGGCGCGGCUGGGAGCGCCGCUUUUACCGACGCCGACGCGUCAUCCGCACGUCCAGCCUGGCGACACGAGCCGGUCUGCUGCACGUGCGGCCGCGACGACGGCGACGAGUCGCUGCUGCUCUGCGACGGCCUCAAGUGCAGCGUGGCGCAGCACACCUUCUGCUGCAGCCCGCCGCUCGCCUCUGUGCCCUCUGGCAAAUGGCUUUGCGACGCUUGCCAGCUGAAGCGCAUGCCGUCGUUCCGCGAGCAGCUGGCGCAGGCACUCGAGGCGUCGAGAGCUGAGGAGCCGGAGCUUGCCCUCGAGGACUACGGCCGGCGCGUCCCGCUGGACCAGCGGCCGCCCAAGCCGCCUCGAGACCCGCCGGCGUGGUCGCAAGAUGCCGACGGCGUCCGCACCCUGCGGCUGGCGCAGCAGGCGCCCAGGCUCGACUUUGUCCGCGCGGUGCAGAGGGGCACCAUCGUCGACGGCUAUGGCAACCGCGUCGCGGGCACCGUGUACGACGAGGCGACGGAUCAGCCGAUUGAGAGCUCCGCGCUGAACGCGCACCCCGACCCGCGCGCGGUGAGCUCGGAUGGGUGCAAGGCUGCGCGCGUGCUCACCGAAGAGAACGUGGAGGAGGACCUCGAGGCGCCGUUCAUCUCGCCUCCCGCCGCCGGCGAGGAGGCGGCGUGGAAGGUCUUUGCCGCUGGCGGUGCGCUCAUGUGCAAGAUCUGUUUUCUUCCUGCCCAUGAUGGCGCGGUCAAGGCUGCUGCCGACCAGGCGGUGCUGGGGGUGGCCGAUGCGCUCGAGAAGGGCUCCUUCCAGCCCGACCAGAAGACGGGCGGGGGGUAUGUCGUGGCUGGCAACGGGUGCAUGCAGAGCUCGGUCAACGUGACCCGCAGGCUCCGACGCACGCGUGCCGACGGCACGGAGGGCGCGUCGGUCGUCGUCCCGUACACGCGCCUCGACACCUUCAGGCCUGGCGUUCGGGACGCGGUGCAAGGCGCGGCGCCGCUGAUGGGCCGCGUAGCCGAGCACAUCGGCAAGGUCUUCCCCGAGACGACGCGCGAGAUGGCGUCCGCGGCUCGCUUCCACCCCGUCGUGAAGGACCUAUUCAUGCGUCCCUCGCCCGCGUCACAGCGGGAGCGGGACGUGCUGCAGCUGUGCGCGCUUCACCUCGACUUCGACGACGCGCACCGGCUGCACGGUUGCCCGCUCAUCUACGCCCUUCACCUAGAGGAGGGCGUCGAGCUGCCGCAGGGGCAGGAGGCGCGGCCGAUGCCCCACUCCGACCUGAUCGUAUUCGAGCGCGGCGACGGCGGGCGCUGCGUGCGCGUGCAGACCGCCUGCCCGCAUCAUGUGUGCGUGGUCAUCUUCUGCAGCGACGAGCACCUCCACGGCAACGUCUUCCCCGACUCGCUCGAGCCGUCGGCCCAGCGCAUGUCAGUCGCGCUGCAGCUCGCGGCGGCGGAAGAGAUUGCGACCGAGCUCAGGCUCGCCGCGGCGUCGGAGGACGCCGCCGUCGCCUAG
Molecule: messenger RNA, 2391 nt
Organism: Emiliania huxleyi CCMP1516
Lineage: Eukaryota; Haptophyta; Isochrysidales; Noelaerhabdaceae
Exons: 6
Coding region: 1-2391 (796 amino acids)
Source: RefSeq, a predicted model, not a curated record